This is a messenger RNA of Lynx canadensis (Canada lynx), 901 nucleotides long. It is a transcript of the gene NOL7, whose product is annotated as nucleolar protein 7. The coding region runs from base 24 to 800 and encodes 258 amino acids. Gene Ontology annotation, cellular component: nucleus. The record is from RefSeq and is a predicted model, not a curated record. The transcript is spliced from 8 exons. Gene Ontology annotation, molecular function: RNA binding. NCBI's taxonomy places the organism in Eukaryota, Metazoa, Chordata, Mammalia, Carnivora, Felidae.
GACGGCCGGGCGCUGUGUGGGCCAUGGUGCAGCUGCGGCCGCGCGCGUCCCGCGUCCCGCCGUCGGCGAUGGUGGACGAGGGCCAGCCCGCCUCCGAGGAGGAGGAGGAGGCGGAGCACGGCCUGUUGCUCGGGCAGCCCAGCAGCGGCGCGGCCGCGGAGCCGCUGGAGGAAGACGACGAGGAAGGGGACGACGAGUUUGACGACGAGGCCCCGGAGGAGCUGACUUUCGCCAGCGCCCAGGCGGAAGCACGAGAGGAGGAGCGGCGGGUUCGGGAGUCGGUGCGCAGGGACAAAACGCUCCUGAAGGAGAAGAGGAAGCGACGCGAGGAGCUGUUCAUCGAACAAAAGAAAAGGAAACUCCUUCCGGAUAACAUUCUAGAGAAGUUAACUACAGCCGAACAGACUAACAUCAAGAAAUCAUCAGGAAAGUUGAAAGAAGCGAAUUUGCAGAAGGAAAAUGAAGACUGUGACAAAGGAAGUGAUUCCAAGAAAGCUAAAGUACAAAAAGUACAGUCUGUCGGCCAGAAUAAAAGCUACUUGGCUCUAAGGCUAAAAGAUCAAGAUCUGAGAGAUUCAAGACAGCAAGCAGCAAAAGCCUUUGUACAGAAUUCUUUAUAUGGUCCAGGAACCAACAGGACUACUGUAAAUAAGUUCCUGUCUCUUGAAAAUAAGAGGUUACCAGUGAAAAAGGCUGCAGCCCAGUUUCUGAAUAAUGCUUGGGGAACUCAGAAAAAACAAAAUGCCAAGAGGUUUAAAAGACGGUGGAUGGUCAGAAAGAUGAAAACUUCUAAGAAGUAAAUCAAAUGAAGUAAAUGAAGGAUGAGAACUUGUAUGUAUAGGACUCAGUUAUCUGGUUUAGAAAAUGCUCUUAAAAAGAUCUAAUAAAUGAUUUAUAAAGA